Molecule: messenger RNA, 654 nt
Organism: Colletotrichum spaethianum
Lineage: Eukaryota; Fungi; Ascomycota; Sordariomycetes; Glomerellales; Glomerellaceae
Product: peroxisomal membrane protein 4
Exons: 3
Coding region: 1-654 (217 amino acids)
Cellular component (GO): peroxisomal membrane
Source: RefSeq, a predicted model, not a curated record
AUGUCGCUCGCCGCUCUCGAUGGCCUCAAGGCCGCAAUCGAGCGCAUCAUCCUCGACCCGAAGUACCAUGACAUCCUCACCGUCGUCAAAGGCGCCCGCAAUGGAGCAGUCUACGGCGCGAAAGUCCGCUUCCCCCAUGCGCUUGUAUUCCGCCAAAAGGCCGGCCUCGUCUUUCGUGCGACCCGAACCCACGCCCGCAACCUCGCAAAGUUCGCGACGAUCUACAAGCUCACAAUGUACCUCUUGAAGAACUACGGCCCCACGCCGGGCAAGGAAGGGCCCUACGACGCCUUCUUCGCCGGCCUGCUGGGCGGCUACGUCGUCUUUGGCGGCCGCUCGCCGCGGAGCGGCAAGAUCUCGAGCGUCAACCAGCAGAUUGUCAUCUACGUCUUUGCGCGCGUCGUCCUGGCCCUCGCCCGCCUCGCCGUCACCCCCGGCAAGGGCCUGCCCCUCGUCAGCCGCGAGGACCUCUCGACCAAAAUCAGCUACUACGCCUGGCCCGUCUUCGCCAGCACGAGCUGGGCCAUGGUCAUGUACCUCUUCCGCCAGCACCCGUCCGACCUGCAGCCCAGCUUGCGCAGCAGCAUGACGUACAUUUACCAGCAGAGCAACGAGUGGGACUCGCUCCGCAACUUCAUCUGGCACAACAAAUAG